Molecule: messenger RNA, 2311 nt
Organism: Anopheles cruzii
Lineage: Eukaryota; Metazoa; Arthropoda; Insecta; Diptera; Culicidae
Product: basic-leucine zipper transcription factor A-like
Exons: 2
Coding region: 113-1888 (591 amino acids)
Cellular component (GO): nucleus
Molecular function (GO): zinc ion binding
Source: RefSeq, a predicted model, not a curated record
CCAAUCCAUUCUGCUGCUGCCGCCGGGAGGCUGCUGAUUGAGCGUUGAGACCGCAGGACGCAAAAUUCUCAUCCCGGUUGGAGUCCAGCGGGCGGCGUGCACGGGGUCAGCCAUGGCCUUGGAGAUGGAGUCGCUGCAGACGCAGAUCCAGGCGGAACCACCGUUCUGUCGGUUGUGCUUCUCGACCGCCUGCGAACUGUACGAGCUCUUCCCGAACGCGGGCAACGAAAACGAAUCUCUGCUUAUCAAAAUACUCGAGGUUGUGCCCAUAGCGAUAAGCUUCGAGGAGGACAUAAAUUCCUACAUCUGCGGCAAAUGCGUCACACUGGUGGAGGAGUUUUACGAGUACAGGGAGAAGGUGAAGGAGAACGAUGCGCUGCUGCGCGAGAAGCGCAAGUCGGUGGACCACGCGACCAUCUACAACGUGGUCAGCAUGCAGCCGGACGCGACGCACAGCAGCAACUCGAACGGGGGCGCCAACGGAGGAUCCGAGCUGGGUGGCGCCGGUGGUGGUGGUGGUGCAGGCGGCGGCGGUCUCGAUGAGUCGCAGGUUGGCCUCGAACAGCGCAUAUCGCUCGAGGGUGGUCCACCGCUGAACGGUAACAUUUUGGAGUUCAAAAAACAACUCUUCACGGCCUCUCCGACCCAGAUGGGCGUCUGGUUGUGCGUGGCGUCGGCCAGUGACAUCCAGUGUCCGGCCGCCAUCGAAGUGGACGACAAUAUACAGGUGGUCGCCGAAAUCGGCCAACACAAUCAUGGGCUGCCCGUAUCGGUGGCAGAGAACCCGAUGGAUAAUCCAAAACAUUCGCAGCAACAGCAACAGCAGCAGCAGCAGCAACAACAGCAGCAACACCAACAGCAACAGUCGUCCGUAGAGGCCGGGACUUGCGUCGUGGUCAACACGGGCGGAUCACCCGACGGCCUGAUGUCGCCCUGUCCCGCACCGGUCACUACGUCCUCGGUCGGGAGCACUCCCAACACCUCCACCGGCAAGUCGUCGUCGUCGAAGAAGAAAAAAUCGCGCGACCAACCGUCGAAGCGAAAAGUGUCCAACGACAUCCUGGUAGGGGACGGUUGGCUGAUCGACACGACGAACUACAAGCGUAACCACUACCAGCUGGUCACGAAGGAUGGCUACCAAACGUUCCUCAUCUACAACGGCUACCGGUUCCGGACGCAGCAGAAAAUACGCAACGGCAUUGCGGCGUGGAAGUGCGCGUGGAACGGGCGGAAAGGCUGCCAGGCUAUACUGCACAUCACGGAGGACUACCAGAAGGUGAAAGAGGUCGGUUCGCCGCACAAUCACGAUCCGUCGCUGCGCGAUCGCAUCAUCUCGAAUAAACCUUCCAACGGUAGCGGUUCCGAUCAGAGUAUGAUCAUGCAGUCGGAUAGCGAGGAGCUGGGCGAGCUGCACAAAAUCACCACCACGAGUGGCGGUGCCGUUCUCGCGCCGCAUCCCGGCACCUCUUCCACGACGCUGGCCGGCGAAACGGUAACGCUGACCGGGGGGGCUGGCGGCACGCUAACGAUCACCGGCUCGACAUCGACGACGACGACCGCUUCACACGGCAUUACGAACAACGCUUCACUUGACCUCAGUUCGGACAUGGACUUUGUGCAGCAGAACAGUAGCAGCGGUAGCGAGCUGAUCACCACCACCGGGUCGUCCGGUUCGGCCGAUCACCAGCCGACGGCACAACACCACCACCACCAGCCGCAGCACCAACAACACGGGCAUCAUCAGCACCAUUCGCACCACGGCGGUCACCACCAUCACCACGAGGUGGUGGGCGGGGUGGACGAGGUGGUCAAGGAAGAGAGUACGAUGUCGAUGGACAUCGAGGAAAUCAUUCGUCCGCAUGUCGUGCUGCAUCCGGUGAACGAGUAAUUUCGAGGGACGCUGUCUCGCCAUGAAACACGAAGACACAGGCUAAAUGAAUGUGUGGGGCCGAUGCCUUGAAUUUGUGUUUAUUAUUUUCUGCUAGCAAUCAGGCAGAUCAAUGUUUUAACGGGAGGCUGCUCGGUGGUACCGGAUGGCCGAACCUGGCCGAGUCCUGUUGUUGGGCUCGCGAAGCGCGGCACAUUGGAAUUGUGGUUAACAUUUUCCUUUUUUCUAUAUAAUUUACACUUACGAUAACAGUACUGCUUUUCCCCCCCGUUGUGGCCCCAAGAAAUACUGUGUACGGGGACCGGAUUUUGACCGGAGAGAGAAGUGCCCCACGACUAUAAAGACUUCACAAGACCACGCCGUGACUCUCUCCGGUUUUCCCUAAGAAACAACAACAAAUCACCGACCGCGUGUUGGCCAGGG